CUAGAAGUUAAAACUCUAAGCUUUAAUCUAAUUACAAAAAAGGUUUAUAGACCUCAAAAUUCAUAUUUUAUAGAAAAUGAAAGUUUAAAGCUAAAUAUUGAAGAAUCUAUUCUUUUUUUAAAAAAAGAAGAAUAUCAAGUAGAACAUUAUAACUAG
Molecule: messenger RNA, 156 nt
Organism: Scutellospora calospora
Lineage: Eukaryota; Fungi; Glomeromycota; Glomeromycetes; Diversisporales; Gigasporaceae
Source: the annotation of a GenBank genome assembly